Molecule: messenger RNA, 330 nt
Organism: Teleopsis dalmanni
Lineage: Eukaryota; Metazoa; Arthropoda; Insecta; Diptera; Diopsidae
Exons: 2
Coding region: 82-273 (63 amino acids)
Source: RefSeq, a predicted model, not a curated record
AGUUGAUAUUUGACCACUCAACAGUGAAGAAAUUUUGGCAGAAAUACGCACAGUCCAACAAAAUUUAAUAUAAAUUCAGUAAUGGUCCAACAACCACCCAAUCCCGCCUACUUUGCUGUUGGGCCGAAAUCUCAUGAGGUCACCUGUCCUUACUGUAAACAAUCCGCCAAGACAACUGUGAGGAGAACCAUACUGCGUUGUUGUGGAUCCCGACAACAUUACUGCUCGCAAUGCGGCGAAUACUUGGGUACCUAUAGGCGGCCACAAUUGUAAAUAAUUUGCUAUUGUUUACUUAUUUUAAAUUUUAUUUAUGUAUUUUAAAUGAUUUUC